This is a messenger RNA of Musca vetustissima, 1302 nucleotides long. It is a transcript of the gene Gint3, whose product is annotated as UBX domain-containing protein 6. The coding region runs from base 1 to 1302 and encodes 433 amino acids. The transcript has 5 exons. The record is from RefSeq and is a predicted model, not a curated record. Gene Ontology annotation, cellular component: cytoplasm. Lineage: Eukaryota; Metazoa; Arthropoda; Insecta; Diptera; Muscidae. Gene Ontology annotation, molecular function: protein binding.
AUGUCAAAAAUUAAACAGUACUUUAAAAAGAAGAAGGACGAAGCCGCAUUUAAAUUCAAGCUUGGCGGUGGUAGUUUGGGUCAGGGACAUUCGUUAAGUUCUUCAGAGCCAGGAACGUCUUCUUCGCAAGGAAGAAAAUCUAACUACGAGGAGUACGUACCACCAAAAAGGAAAGAAUUAAGCAAUGAGGCCAAAGCAGCGGCAGAAGCCGCUCUGGCACGCAUCGAGAAAAGGGGCGAUGCCAAGACUUUGAAUACUUCGCUAGCAGCAAUAAAAGCUAGAGCUAAACAAGAACUUCAAGCUGAAGCGGCAGCUCUCAAACAGGAGACAGAGUGUGCAAACAACGAAAACGCACCCACUUCUAACGUGGCGUCUAUAUUUUAUCGUUGCCCUCUAGUGAGUGACGAAAUACUUCCCCGAAAGGAAUGGAGAGGAAAAAUAAAAGAGUUUUUGUACCAGCAACUAGAAAACAGCGAUGAAAAAGCCUUGACAUCUUGCUUAAUAAUUCAGAAUUGUAAUAGUAAAGAGAAGGCAGAGGAAUGCGUUCAGACUCUUUGUAAAUAUUUGGAAAAUAUUAUCAACCACCCUAAUGAGGAAAAGUACUGUUCAAUACGUAUGUCUAACAGGAUAUUCUCCGAUAAAGUUCGAUAUGUCGAGGGAGCACUGGAUUUUCUUAAUGCUUGUGGUUUUCGAGAAAUAAUGUUGGACAACGAAUUAUUUUUGAUAUGGUCCAAAGAUAAUAUAGAAAAAGACUACGAUUUACCAUUAAUGUUAGAGUCCUUGAGAAAUGCUGAACAGAUACAUUUGGAGUUGGACAGGAAUAUAAAAGUUCUUUUGCCUUCGCAGGCAAAAAAUGUUAGUUUGCCAGACGACUUCUAUCGCAUAUCCCCUGAAGAACUUAAAAGAGAACAACAACUCAGAACUGAAGCUUUGGAAAACGCCCAAAUACUGAAAACAAAAGCGAUGCGCGAACGCGAAGAACAGCGACUCAUGAGAAUGUACAAAUACGCGUUGAUACGAGUAAAGUUCCCGAAUGGACUCUACAUUCAAGGAACAUUUGAUGUUUACGAAAAGCUUAUUGAUGUCUAUGAAUUUGUGCAAUCAUGCUUACAAAACGAAUGUAUGGACUUCAAUUUAAUGUUGCCCAAUGGCGGUAAAUUCUCCGAAGACGACAUGGAGAAGACACUAUUUGAUUUAAGACUUAUACCAAAUGUAGUAUUACUCUUUACAUCACCAGGAGAAUUGGGGUCAGACGGCAAUUUUUUGAAAGAAGAUCUAUUGCUGCUUGUACAAAAUAUGUAA